Molecule: messenger RNA, 1758 nt
Organism: Menidia menidia (Atlantic silverside)
Lineage: Eukaryota; Metazoa; Chordata; Actinopteri; Atheriniformes; Atherinopsidae
Source: the annotation of a GenBank genome assembly
AUGGUUCCUUUAGAAGACGGAGAGGGGGUCGGGCUUCUGCUCCUGCAAUCAUGUGCGGAGCUGUCAGUGCGGCCAGCCAAUCAGAGGCGGCGGAGGGAGACGCUCGCGCGCCGGGGCUCCGGAGCGCGCGCCGCUGCCCGCCGCUGCACAGUCCUCCCCGGGAAACGCCGACCUCCCGGAUUUUACCGGCAAACCCUGGCCUACAACCACUCACCUUGCCACGAUAUCAGCGGUAAAUCUUGUGCUAAGCAGGCCAAAGACUCUCAACAGAAGGAGGUAACCAGACGCAUUUCUCUGGCCACUCCCAAGCAGCUCUUCAAGGCAUCCAACAUGACCCAACGCUGGCAACGGCGUGAGAUAUCUAACUUUGAGUACUUGAUGUUUCUCAACACCAUCUCUGGUCGCACCUAUAAUGACCUGAACCAGUACCCAGUCUUCCCCUGGAUCAUCACCAACUAUGAAUCAUCAGAACUUGACCUCACCCUGCCCAGCAACUUCAGAGAUCUGUCCAAGCCCAUUGGUGCUCUGAACCCCAAGAGGGCAGCAUUCUUUUCAGACCGUUACGAGUCCUGGGAGGAUGAUCAGGUGCCCAAAUUCCACUAUGGCACGCACUACUCCACCUCCAGUUUCACCAUGAUGUGGCUCCUACGCAUGGAACCCUUCACCACCUUCUUCCUCAACUUCCAAGGGGGGAAGUUCGACCACGCUGACCGCACUUUCUCCUCAGUCUCCAGGGCCUGGAGGAACUGCCAGAGAGACACAUCUGAUGUAAAGGAGCUGAUUCCAGAGUUCUUCUAUCUUCCUGAGAUGUUUGUCAACGCAAGUAAUUACAAUCUAGGUGUGAUGGAGGAUGGCACAGUAGUCUCUGAUGUGGACCUUCCGCCUUGGGCCAAGAGCCCUGAAGAAUUUGUGCGCAUUAAUCGACAGGCUUUGGAGAGCGAGUUUGUAUCCUGCCAGCUUCACCAAUGGAUUGAUUUGAUUUUCGGCUACAAGCAGCAGGGGCCCGAAGCAGCCAGAGCCCUAAACGUGUUCUAUUAUCUGACUUACGAAGGAGCAGUCAACCUCAGCACCAUCAACGACCCCAUGCUCAGAGAGACCCCGCUGAUGUUCACGGAGCAGAUGCAGCAGGAUGUGAUCAUGGUGUUGAAGUUCCCAUCCAAUUCGCCCGUGACCCACAUAGCGGCCAACACUCAGCCAGGUCUAACGUCACCUGGAAUCAUCACGGUCACUGCCAACCGCCUCUUUGCUGUCAACAAGUGGCAUGGCCUGACAGGUCAACAGAGCUCAGCCGAGCAGCAGUACCAACUUCCUGUGGAAAUUGACCCUCUGAUAGCCAGCAACGUGGGCACUCAUCGUCGUCAGAUCUCAGACCUGCUGGAUCAGAGCAUUCAGAUCAGCUCCCAGUGUUUUGUCAUCACAGCCGACAACCGCUUCAUCCUUCUGUGUGGCUUCUGGGACAAGAGCUUCCGGGUCUACUCCACCGACUCAGGCAAACUGACACAGAUAGUGUUUGGGCAUCGAGACGUGGUGACGUGCCUUGCCCGCUCCGAGUCGUACAUCGGAGGAGACUGCUACGUCCUCUCAGGCUCCAGGGAUGCCACGCUACUGCUUUGGUACUGGAACGGGAAGAACAGCAGCAUUGGAGAGAGCCCAGGCAGUAAGAACACAGCCCAAUAUGGCAGCACACACACACACACACACAAACACGUAGAGGUAUUCUCUGAGUGCUCCCUCUCCCAGACAGUUGUGACUGUGUGA